UGCUUUAUUUAAUUAAUCAAAAAUAAGACGUCAGUUUUAUUUUAUGUCUGCAGGAUGUUUUAAGCAAUAUGAAUUUGAAAUAUAAUAUUUCGAAAUAUGUUUUGUAGAGUAGCUAGUCUUUUGGAGUAGUGAAAAGAGAAUGUAGGUGAGUUAAUGCAUUUCUGUGUCAGUAUGUUUGCUUGUUAGUCCAUCAAUUCAUAAACUGUGGAAUUAAUCACAAACACUGUAUUACUGUAAAUUUGUAUUUAGAUUUGCUUUACUAAUAAUGGGUAGGACCCCUAGUUGCUCUCAGCAUCGAUUCUUUGUGGCAUGGAUUCAACAAGGUGCUGUAAACCUUCCUUUGUGAUUCUGAUCCGUGUUAAUAUGAUAGCAUCAACUAAUUGCUUAAGAUUUCUCAGCUGCACAUUCAUGCUGCAAGUCUCCCGUUCUACCACAUGUCUGUAAAUUUGGUUUAGGAUUAUUGGAUUCAAAUUAGGGAGGCCAUUGAAGUAUACUGAACUCUUUGUCAUGUUCAUGAAACCAGUUUGAGAUGACUUUUACUUUGUGGCAUGGUGCAUUAUCAUGCUGGAAGUAGGCAUUAGAAGAUGGGUAAAUUGUGGCCAUGAAGGGAUGCACAUUGUCAGCAUCAAUACUCAAAUAGGCUGUGGCAUACAAACAAUGCUUGAUUGGUAUUAAUGGGCCUAAAGUGUGCCAAGAAAACAUUCCCCACACCAUUACUUCAGCAGCUGGAACAGUUGACACAAUGCAGAUUGGGUCUGUGGAUUCAUGCUGCACCAAAUUAUGACCCUAACAACUUCAGCUGUGCAGUUUUUAUGAGUCUGUGCCCACUGUAGUUAUAGAACCCACAGUCCAUAGCCUUACUGCCAGCUUGAACCAGUCUGGCUAUUCUCCUCUGACCGCUCUCUUCAGCAAGGCGAUUCUGCCUGGAGAACUACCAGAACCAGCUGCUGAAAUACUCAAACCAGCCCAUCUGGUGCUAGCAACCAUGCUAUGGUUAAAGUCACUGAGAUCACAUUUUUUCCCCAUUCUGAUGUUUGAUGUAAACAUUAACUAAAUAAAUAUAAUAUAUAAUAUAAAUUCUAAAGAAAUGUAAUGACAUUUUGCAUUUUGACACUAAAUUUUACUUAAGAAUUACAAGAUAGGGAAUCUCAAGAAGGGAAUUUUUAAAGUAACUGAUCAAAGGUGAUUUGGAUGUGGAAGGUGGAUGAGUGGGAGGCUGGGGGAGUUCAGGGUCAUCACAAUUUGGCUGGACUUUUAGAGUCAGGGAGGUAGGUUGUCAUGGCAAUGCAGAUGAUAGUACAUUUACUCCUCUCGCACACCAAUUAAUUCAGUACAUUCAAUAAAUUGUAUCCAUGCACUUCUUCAGUUCAUAUCCAUUCAUAUCAGCAUUCAUACGCUUUUUUGUUUCCCCCCAAAAAUAGCACUAUGCUCAUCACCCUUGACUCCCAAUUUACUCAACAGAAACCUGUGAAAGUGUGAGAAUUUCACUUGUAUGUGCAAUAAGCUGCAUGUCUUUGCACAUUUGCAGCCGACCCACCUCCUCCUCCUCCUCCUUCUCCUCCUCCUUCUCCUACAAACGGAAUAUUAACUAACGGUGUUGCAGCAACCGGUUGCUCUUUUCGCCUGGAGGAUGCUUACACGUCUCUUCCCACCCAAACCUACAAAUUUCUCCUUCUUCCCCAAUCAGAAUCAGAAACCAGAAUCAGAUGUCAGUUAAUCAUUGUAGGAAGAGCAAGCUGAUAUAGCAAGACUUUGCUUUGCCUCCUGUCACUCACACUACUUGUCACGACUUCUCAUCACUCGACAACAAACAGGCUAAAGUCCUCCAAGUGUUCUCAUCAUGUGGUGACUGGAAGGUCACAGUGCCACCACUGUUAUCUAAAGUCACUGCUACAUGAAGAAAACUGAACAUUUUCUCAGUAGCUAUGCAGAAACAAAUGUCUGGAGCCAAGGUGAGGAUGUGCAAAUCAUUCCUGCGCCGUAACACAUUUGUGCUCUUCACUGUGGCAGCAGUUGUGGUUGGAAUCGCGUUGGGAUUUGUUCUGCGACCUCACGACUUAUCCUUGAGGGAAAUAAAAUAUUUCUCCUUCCCUGGGGAGCUACUGAUGAGGAUGUUACAGAUGCUAGUCCUUCCACUAAUUGUGUCCAGUCUUGUUACAGGUAUUUCUUCCUUGGAUAGUAGAGCUUCUGGAAAGAUGGGAGCACGGGCUAUUAUUUACUAUAUGGUGACCACUUUCAUUGCUGUUUUCAUUGGUAUUGUCAUGGUGAUCAUCAUAAAGCCUGGAAAAGGCAACAGAGACAAUCCAAUGUCCUCAAGUGGCAGCAUUGAAUCAGUGCAAGCUGCUGAUGCCUUUCUGGACCUUAUUAGAAAUAUGUUUCCACCUAAUUUAGUGGAAGCCUGUUUCAAACAGUACAAAACUCUUUACAAGAAAACAGUUUUCACAAAGGACAUCACAGUUUUAAUCAAUGCAAGUCAUGACACCAAUGCCACCAAGUUCAGCCAGGUGGGAAAUUACAGCGCAGUCCUGCAGACCAUCCAGGAAACUGUGGAGGAGGUGAUUCCAGUCUCAGGGUCCUCUAAUGGAGUGAAUGCUUUAGGUCUGGUGGUGUUUUCUAUGUUCUUUGGCUUAGUGAUUGGGAAUAUGAAGCAGCAGGGUCAGCCACUGAAAGAAUUCUUCGAUUGCCUCAAUGAUGCCAUAAUGCGCUUGGUAGCAAUCAUAAUCUGGUACGCGCCAGUUGGUAUCCUCUUUCUAAUUGCUGGAAAGAUCAUUGAGAUGAAAGACCUGGCACAGGUUGGAGGGCAGCUUGGCAUGUACACAGUCUGUGUCAUCAUUGGUUUACUCAUCCAUGGUCUCUUCAUUCUGCCCUUGCUAUUCUUCCUGAUUACUCGGAGAAACCCCUACACAUUUAUUGGUGGUCUAAUCCAGGCUUUGGUUACUGCCUUAGGAACAUCUUCCAGUUCGGCCACGCUUCCCAUCACCUUCCGUUGCUUAGAGGAGAACAACCAUGUGGACAAACGUGUAACACGGUUUGUUUUGCCUGUGGGAGCCACCAUAAACAUGGAUGGUACAGCUUUAUAUGAAGCAGUGGCUGCCAUUUUCAUAGCCCAAGUUAAUAGCAUGGACCUGAACUUUGGGCAAAUCCUUACCAUCAGUAUCACAGCGACUGCUGCCAGCAUUGGAGCAGCAGGUAUUCCUCAGGCUGGUCUGGUAACCAUGGUGAUUGUAUUGACAUCCGUGGGACUGCCCACCGAGGACAUAACACUCAUCAUUGCUGUGGAUUGGUUCUUGGAUCGCCUCAGAACCACUACCAAUGUGCUGGGAGACUCCUUGGGAGCUGGUAUCGUGGAACAUCUGUCACGACAGGAACUGCAGAAACUGGACACAGAUACUGGCAACUCUGAGACUGAGGAGAACAAAAAGCCUUAUCAGCUCAUCUGCCAGGAGGACGACUGGCUUGGGCACCAAAACAGUGAGAGUACAAUGUAAAAGAUCAUAAUACAGAGACAGGCUGUUAGGGAGAGCAUCUGAAAACAUAUUAUUAGAUGUUACACCAUAUUAGCAUGUUCAAAAAUAAGUACGCACACCACACUAUUCAGCCUUAUAAUGAGAGAUCAACUCUGAGUAUCCAAGCAUUUUUCACCAAUUACAGCAUGUGAUAUUACAUACCACAAUUCAACACUUAGAGAAGGAUUUGUUGGAUAGUGGAGUGUUAAAUGCUAUGACUAAACUAUGAACUAAAUUUGGUUCCCUAAAAAACCUUUCAGUCAAUAAGUUCUUACCAUCAUUUUCCACCACAAAGAUCCUUCAACAUAAUGGUAACAUUUAUGGUGUGAUUUUUAUUUUAUGGCGUCACUCUAAAGAACUUUUUCUGGUACUUUAGUUUUUAAGAGUAUAGACCAUUUAAAAGUUUCCCCAGAGGGACAAACAUUAGAUUCAGCUUUUUUUCUAAGAGUGUAGUAAGUUUGUAUUUUUGAUUACAAGUACAUAGCAUUUCUUAUGAGCCAGACUUUAUAAAAGGUUUUGUAUUAAUAAAUCAUCAAAGUGAUUCUGUAUCAUGAAUAUUUGCAGUGGUGGAAUUACCAUUUAAAGAGAGAAGUAAAAGGCACAGUACUAUUUACAAUGUAAAUGUUAUACAGAACAGUAACUGUGGUUGCACUAACUACUGGCUCUGGAUCCACCGUGACCCUUACCAGAAUAAAGUGGUUACUAUGAUGAAUGAAAAUCUUACCUCACAUUGCCGCACAGCACUGUCAUUCAUUUUCACUUACAUUGUCGAUACAAAUAAUAUUUAAAUAACACUGAUUGUGGUUUUGUUAAUUCAUAUUUAAGUCUGCAUUUUAUUCCAGUUUGAUGUUAAUAUAUUAUACUGUUUUAUUUUAUUUGGAGUCAUAUUUUGAGUCAAACGUUUUUUUACAUUUAAUUUUGUUAGAUUUUGUUGUUAGUCAAUAGUUUUUGUCAAAAUUCUACAACAGAUUUAGCAAUGGUGUUGAAUGAUAGAAACACUCAUGCACAGUCAAGUAUGCAGUUGUAGGACUGGUGGUUACUGCCUCUAUGCUCAGCUCUUAUUCAUUUACGGCAUUGUUUCCAAUUUAAUGUAGGCCUAAUUAUACGUAGUAUCUCGCACGUUAAAUAUUAUGAUUUUAAAAUUCAGGGGUAAUAUUUUAAGUGGUUAUCCUUGAUUUCAAAUAUAAAGGUAUGCGUAUGCAGUGCCUCCUGAAAAUAUCCAACUCCAGUAUAUUGACAUAAUAAGUUGAAUAGAAUAAGCCAUCCUGCAAGUACAUACUGUACUGUAUGUGCCUCCAUAAACAAAAUGGAGGGUGACGCAGAAGGGAAAAGACAUAAUACAUGGUUGAUAGUAGAUGUUUAUUGUGUCUUUGGAAAUGGAAAGCUUCCAAAAUGACAACAUAAUACCUCAUUGUGAACAAUCAGACCUGCCUGUUCUUUAAACCAUGAACAUAAUUGUAACUUACCAACCGUCAUGGAAACUUUGAGUGGAACAUGAACCCUUAUUUAUAAACGAUAUGUGCUUAAAUUGUGUAUAUAAACCUUUCAAGGCAUGUGGGAUUUAUCAAAAUAAACAUUUACUUAAAUGCUACCCCAUGCGUCGCCAUGCCGCCCUUAAAACAGGUAUUUCCCAACCAUUGCGCAGGACUGCGCACAGUGCUAAAUAUCAUACAUUCUCUUGGCCCAAUCUAACCACUUCCCCUACAGUGAAGUGCAAUAGACAGAUGUGAAACAGGACUUGCAUGCAAUCACUCUUUUUCCUGACAUCGGUAGCUUGACUGCAUUCUUGCAUGCAGGUAAAUCAAAAAUCAAUUUGCUUAUAUUCUGUAUAUCCCAAGGGUUUUCCUUCUGUAAUAAUUAUUAGAAACUUGUUUUUGCUCAUAAGCUAGGCAAAAGGUAUACGAACAUCAAAAGCAAAGUUUAAUAGGAAGUUUGUUGCAGAAACCUGCAGGAGUGUCUCUUGUUAGUGUGGCUGUUGCAGAAGAUAAGCUUUUUGCAUGCCAAAACACCAUGAAUUUUUUAAUUGGCUCCCUUCUUCUGAUGUGGACCAUGCAGUCAAGCAACCAUGCACCCAUCCUGAAACAACUCUAGUCUGCUUAAUAUCAGGAUAUCCCCAAGUGGAGAGAGGAAAACCAAAAAACUGGAAGGUAUCCCAGGACCUUUUUCACCGACCAAUUCAGUUACACCAUCAGUUUGACUUCCACAAGUUGAACACUGUUUCUAAAUUUGAUGCUUAUUGAAUACCUCAUAUUGACAAGCGCCUGGAUCUGCUGAGCGUGGCCCGUUCAUAGAUAAGAACUUUAUGUAGACAAUUUAUGCUUGUCACAGCACACUGUAAUAGCCCAAUACCUCCACUGUCCAUCAGAGGGCUCAGUUUCCGGUUUUCUAGUUCGUUUCCAUAUCUAGUCAACAUGUGUACCUGUUUACUCUCUGCCUAGGCAAGUAUAACUCCAUUCUCUCCAGUAUUCAUUGCAAAGUCUUGCCGUUUUAUCCUAGCCUGUGUCAUUUUAUCCAUGACCUUUGAUACAGUCUCUUGCCAGUUCUCACUUGGUCUACUGUAAUGCACCAUUCACUGAGCUUGCAAAAAUAUUCAUAUCUACGGUCUACAACGGGUACAAGAUAGUAACCUAUGUUUGCAAAACUCAACAAUGUAUUAGAGCUGUUACAUGAAAGCUCUUCACUUGCCUCCUGUUUUACAACAAACUGUUUUCCUGUCUUAAGCAUUUGUACAUCUCAGACUGCUUGACAGAAUAUAGCUUUGCUUUUUAAGUGCUUAACUGUCAAAUGUACCAAAGUGUUAAAUGCUUAUUUAAAAAAAAAAAGCAAGGGUACCUUCCAUUAAGAUUUCAAAUGCAAGACUUCUGUAACAAAUGCUUUUUUUUCUUGCUUUUUCCUCUUUAUCUAAAUUGCCAUAUAAAUAAAGGUUAUUGUUAGUGUCAGUUGUAAUUUAACAGCAUUUGUGGUUUUGGGAUCGUUAGAACUUUGACUGGAAUCUAGAUUAAAAUAGAAAUUUUUAGAUGUUUUGUUGAGGAGUGUUUUAAAGCAAUAGCCAAGAACUGUGUGUGUGUGUGUGUGUGUGUGUACUCCAACCUCAUCAAACUUAAUAUUGUCACAGACAAGAUUGUGAUAAAAAGUCACUCAUUUUCAUACAUUGUAGACAUUCCAUGAGAUGUGAGCAGACAC
Molecule: messenger RNA, 6689 nt
Organism: Pangasianodon hypophthalmus (striped catfish)
Lineage: Eukaryota; Metazoa; Chordata; Actinopteri; Siluriformes; Pangasiidae
Product: excitatory amino acid transporter 1
Exons: 11
Coding region: 1926-3488 (520 amino acids)
Biological process (GO): L-glutamate transmembrane transport
Cellular component (GO): plasma membrane
Molecular function (GO): L-glutamate transmembrane transporter activity; neutral L-amino acid transmembrane transporter activity; glutamate:sodium symporter activity
Source: RefSeq, a predicted model, not a curated record